ACUCAAGACGAGACAGAGCAGCGAGAGCAAGACAGGGACAUGAGGACCGUCCAGAGCCAAAGUCAGCAUGCGCAGCGCGGAGCCUCCAGCAGCCUGCACAGCCUCAGCAGCGGCGGCGUGAGUCCCCUCAGCACCGCCAGCGUCACCCUCACAGCCCUGCUCAUCAUCCUCACCAUCCCAGUCUGCCAAAGUGCUCCAGCAGAACUUCAGCAAGCCACAACAGAUCAGAGACAGCUCCUCAGCCAGAUAGAUGCUGUGUGCUCAUCCUACCUCUCUGCAGACCUGAAGUUUUGGGCAUCUGAUGUCUUAGGAGAACUCUGUGUCUUGAUGCUGGUUCAGAAGUCAAAGGAACUGAAAGUGCGAGAAAAUAGUAAAAGGUUUUUAUUUCAUUACUCAAGACAGCAAAGUUCUGCUUUGUCAGACAGAGUGACCCCUCCGUUGCACCCUCUCCUGCGUCUAGUUUCCCAACUCCAUACCAGAAGAGAGAGAGGACUCUCAAUGCGCGCUGAACUCCAGGGACCUGGGGGAAUCCAGAGCAGAGGUUACUUCCUCUAUCGGCCACGAAAUGGAAGAAGAUCCUUAGAAUAUGAGUAAAUUAAAGAGUCGCCACCUCUGGAGCUGAGUGUACAGAGACAACACAGACCCUGAGACCCCGAGCCGCUGCACCACGACUGAGUGAUCCAGACUUUAACCACAGCCCUCUGC
This is a messenger RNA of Epinephelus fuscoguttatus (brown-marbled grouper), 705 nucleotides long. RefSeq names its product neuromedin U (gene nmu). The record is from RefSeq and is a predicted model, not a curated record. Gene Ontology annotation, biological process: regulation of smooth muscle contraction. The transcript has 10 exons. Bases 40 to 594 code for a protein of 184 amino acids. Gene Ontology annotation, molecular function: neuromedin U receptor binding. Lineage: Eukaryota; Metazoa; Chordata; Actinopteri; Perciformes; Serranidae.